Molecule: messenger RNA, 1588 nt
Organism: Sphaeramia orbicularis (orbiculate cardinalfish)
Lineage: Eukaryota; Metazoa; Chordata; Actinopteri; Kurtiformes; Apogonidae
Gene: pld6
Product: phospholipase D family, member 6
Biological process (GO): piRNA processing
Cellular component (GO): mitochondrion
Molecular function (GO): RNA endonuclease activity producing 5'-phosphomonoesters, hydrolytic mechanism
Source: RefSeq, a predicted model, not a curated record
AUGCUGAUGCUGCUGCAUAGGCUCCAUCACUACAUCCCUCCCUCGGAGAGAAUGGAAAAAACAAGGAGUGGUUAUGUGAUUCCCCACACAGGAGAAGCGCACAGGAGAGAAAGGAAUAGCGGAGGGGAGGGGGGGCGUUUCCCUGCACAGCAUAGCCUAUUCUCACACUUAAGCGUGGAUACAAUGUAUGGCAAAUGGAGCGGCUUCUUCAGGGGAUGCAGAGAGAGACAGUCAAGAAAAGCAGUGUCAGUGAUGUGGACAAUGAAGGUGGUUGGCCUGGCGUUGGUGGCCAUUCCUCUCAGUGUGGAGUUACUUGGGUGGUUUUUGCAUCACCGUAGGACUAAAAAACCUCUGAGUGAGGUCCUCUUCUUCCCCUCAGAGUUGGCCUGUCUGGAGCACAUCUUCACCCCUUCUUUACUUUGUUCCUGUUACUGCCCCUUGCCUCAUGGUGUUGAGACUUCUUUCUCUCGUCUCCUCCGCCACCUCCUGUCUGCAUCAUCAUCAUUGGAUGUGUGUGUUUUUGCCUUUUCCAACAUGGACCUGAGCAGGGCCGUGGUAGCGCUUCAUAAAAGAGGAGUCACCAUCCGGGUGCUCACUGAUAAUGACUACAGUGCCAUCCUGGGCUCCCAGGUAGGGAUCCUCCGCAAGGCAGGAAUCUGUGUACGGUGUGAUGCAGACUCUGGCUACAUGCAUCACAAGUUUGCAGUGGUGGACAGUCAACUGCUCAUCACUGGCUCCCUCAACUGGACGAUAACAGCAGUGCAGGGUAAUAUGGAGAACGUCGUCAUCACCCAGGAUCCAGACCUGGUGAGACCCUUCAUCAAGGAGUUUCACCGGUUGUGGCUGCUUAAUGACCCAGACAGAAAACGAUCAAACAAGCAAAAACCUGCUCAUGUUACAGCCGGAGCCCAUGACUAAUCAGUUAUGACAAAUACUGAGUUAGAGGUCUGUGAAAUAUGACUUACCCAUGUGAAAUCUGUUUAGUCAGUUACAAAAUGGCUAAAUAUUUGACAUGAAUCCUGUGUUGGUUUUCUUCUUUAGCUUUAGAAAACAGUUAAUGUGAAAAUCUCACGUCAUGGGAAUUUGUGAGUAGUAAAGGUAUUUUCUGGUUUAUAUUUAAUUACAUUAACCUGUUUUCAUUUGUGAGUCUCAGGACUAAGUCUGCAGUUACAGGUUGUGUUUGGAUUUUAUUUUAUCUUUGAAGUUCUGAGUGUUAAAACAGACCUGAUUAGGAUGUGAUCCAAAGCAAAGGUCUGGUCUAGUUCUAAAGAUAGGACCUGUUUUUUGUUGUGCAAGUACAGACUGAUAUGAUUAUAAAUGCUUGAAAGUUCUCCACUGGACUUGUUUCUAUGUGGUCAUUACAUCAGUCAUCAAUCUCUUAUUAUACAUCCUGCAAUGUAGAACAAAAAAUAGGGAACACAGGCAAGAUAGGAUAUUGUGUUUCAUGUCUUUUGAAAUUAUUCCUCAUUUUACGUUGUUGAUGUGAAAUUUGGUUGAAUCUCACUUGUUGUAAAGUGUUUAGGGUGUGCUUCUUUGGUCUUUGUGGCCAUAUAUUUUAACAAACACCAAUAAAACCUCUUUCACUGCA